UCAAGCACAUUCUCAAGACAGAAGUUCUGUGUCUGCCAAUCAAAUGGGCAUCAUUAUGACUUUGGUGGAACCAGUGGUGGUCAUCAAUAAACUGGGAACCUCUUUCUUCGAGAUGGCUCUCACACAGACUAUAUACAACCACUCUCUGAAGACAACUGCUGGAGAUAGUGAUCGAGCACAGACGUUAUCCUCACGCUUCCUUCUUAUUCAGAGUGUAGUGUCCUCUGUGGCAGCUCUGCUGUCCAUCAUUCCUCUGAGCCGUAUCGCUGACCAUCACGGACCUAAAGUCUUUGUGGUGGCCUCUCAGAUGGGUUCUGUUUUGGGCAUGUUUAUGCUUCUCAUCUUCAUGUACAGUGAGGUUCCUUUAGAGUUUCUGUAUUUGGGUUCCUUGUUGCACGGUCUAAGUGGGGGUGGGCCGAUGUUCUGGGCCGGGGUGGCUGCUCUGGCAGCCCUGAGCUCGGAGAAAGGCAAGCGCACUCUUAAACUAAACAUCGUGGACUUUUGUUUUGGAGUUGCAGGGGUCGUGGGAGGUCUCCUGUCUGGAUAUCUCUAUCAGAUAGGACCUUCGGUUCUCCUAUCUAUAGCAAUUCUGGUUAGUGUGGUGGCACUGCUGUACUCCGUGUUUCUUCUAUCUGACGUGAGAUGUUCUGAAUCUGAGAGUGAGCCGUUGUUACCAGAAUCUGAGAGUGUGAACAGGAUGGACAAGAUCUCUGUAGGGAUACUGAUGGUUGCUAUGAUGGUUUUCAUGGUGGGCAUGAUUGGGGCAGAAAACGUUCUUCAGCUGUACGUGUUGAAGCCUCCUCUGAGCUGGAACUCAGUGUGGGCAGGAUACGGCAGGGCUGCCACCAGUGCCAUGUACCUCAGUAGCUUUCUAGGAGUCCUGAUUCUGUUUAAUGUGUUAGGAGACACAGCUCUCACUCUUGUGGGCAUUGUAUCUAACUGCGCUGGGAUGGCUAUUAUGGGAUUUGCCAUUGAAAGUUGGGUCUACUUCUUGGCCAGAGGAAUUAUGAUGUUUGCCUGCGUUCCCAUGCCAACACUGCGAGCAAUGCUGUCCAAGAACCUGCAUCCCCAACAAUAUGGGCGAGUUUUCGGGCUCCUCCAGUUGGUUCUGGCUGUGACUGAACUUUUGUCUAAUGUCUUCUUCACCUCCAUCUACCCGCUGACUCUCAGCUGGUUCGCUGGAUUCUGCUUUCUCCUCUCCAGUGGCAUUAGCUACAUGAGUACUGUUCCAAUCCUUUAUCUAAAUGGCAGAAUAAGACAUGAAGCCAUUUGAGAAUGAAGAAUAUUAUUCAAUUUUCAUUCAUAAUAAUCUUCUAUAGACUGUAUAAUCACAUUAAAAUCGAUUUCCUAAAUGUAA
Triplophysa dalaica is the source of this 1357-nucleotide messenger RNA. RefSeq names its product thymic stromal cotransporter homolog. The record is from RefSeq and is a predicted model, not a curated record. Gene Ontology annotation, cellular component: membrane. NCBI's taxonomy places the organism in Eukaryota, Metazoa, Chordata, Actinopteri, Cypriniformes, Nemacheilidae. The transcript has 4 exons. Bases 44 to 1273 code for a protein of 409 amino acids. Gene Ontology annotation, molecular function: transmembrane transporter activity. Gene Ontology annotation, biological process: transmembrane transport.